CCCAACAGUCAUCAAAAGGGAAAAAAAAACUCCAGCACUUCAUUGCAUUUGCCCACCCAUUCAUUUUCCAAACCUUGAGCUGUGAUUAUAAAUACAGACUCGAUGUGCUUUCAUGUCACUUGCACUCGUGGAUAAGCAGCAUCAGGUGAACAUCUCAAAGGACAUCCAUCGAUCAUGUCAUCUCUACCCUGGAUCUGUGCUGUGACACUGGCUCUGCUCUGCUGUCUGACCGCUCAACCCUUGAAACCCAACUCGCUCUUGAUAGAGAUUAAAAACUUUUCUGACACUGUUGAAAAUGACACAUGUUGGAAAGAUAUAGUAAACCCGACGUUCUACGCUCCCGUCGAUGUAAAGAAGGACUGCGUGCAUUCUGCUCUGGAUUGCUAUAUCAAAGAAUUCCACGUGCUUGUUGAAGAAUGUCAGUCAGAGUCUGAACAAAACAUAGAGGAUGCUGCGGACGAUCUCAUGACACAACUGGAAGACUUAAAAAAAGUAAGAAAUAUUUGUUCAGCGCCAACGCAACUAUUUCAUGACCUGGAUAAUGUGCGAAGUGCGAUCUGUUCUCACGAGUCUUUUUCAUUUGCUCUCAUUUCACAGUCGGAUACCUCCUGCACCGAUUUCGCCUGCGAGGUCUUUCCCCAAAAGCCCUUCAAGGAAUUCUUGAACAACAUGAAAACUCUCCUGCAACAAAUAACGGCUCUGAGCAACCCCGUGUGAAAAUCUGGACCAAAAAAACCUGAAACUGUGAUGUUUGUGUGCCCGGGGUUUACGUCUACAGAACCUUCCGAUGAAACUCAGCACAGACUAGUCACGUGUUUCGACAUUGCACUGCAUUUUUUUUUUUUUCAGUCGUGUUAUAGCCAACGAAUGUAACUUCUAUGAAGACAGAUAUGCUGCCAGUUCUCACGUUUAUGUCAUAAAGAAAAAAGCACUAGAAUGUUUUGAUACACAAGCUUUGCUGCAUAUUUAUGUAUUUAUGAGAAUAUUUAUUUAUGUUAUUGGUUAUUUAUUAGGACGCCUGCCAUGUGUAUUUCAAGAGAAAUAAAAGUGAACUUAUU
Triplophysa rosa is the source of this 1058-nucleotide messenger RNA. RefSeq names its product interleukin-21-like. Gene Ontology annotation, cellular component: extracellular region. Gene Ontology annotation, biological process: neutrophil activation; positive regulation of immune response; positive regulation of cytokine production. Gene Ontology annotation, molecular function: cytokine receptor binding; cytokine activity. The coding region runs from base 175 to 717 and encodes 180 amino acids. The transcript has 3 exons. The record is from RefSeq and is a predicted model, not a curated record. Lineage: Eukaryota; Metazoa; Chordata; Actinopteri; Cypriniformes; Nemacheilidae.